GAGUCCUAUAUGACAUGUGUCCAGCAUCCCAUCCCACAUAUAACAGAUCUCUUCACUGAUAGCGCACAAUCUUCUCACUAUGACAUCAUAUACAGACAAAGGAGAAAAGCAUGAACAUGGAAGGUUUCUCAGAUUUCAUUCCAUAACACUGUGGGUGAGCAAUGCAAAACAGGCUGCUUCGUUUUAUUGCAAUAAAAUGGGGUUUGAGUCCCUGGCUUACAAGGGCCUAGAGACUGGGAGUAGGGAGCUGGUUUAUCACGUUGCCAAACAAGACAAGAUCAUAUUUGUGUUUAUUUCACCUCUUACUCCUGGAAAUAAAGAGUUUGGAGAGCAUUUGCAAAAGCAUGGAGACGGUGUGAAAGAUGUAGCAUUUGAAGUUGAAGACUGUGACUUUCUGGUUCAGAAAGCCAGAGAAAGGGGAGCAGUGAUAUUAAAGGAGCCGUGGGUUGAGGAAGACAAGUAUGGAAGAGUUAAAUUUGCUAUCAUUCAGACGUAUGGAGACACAACACACACACUAAUAGAGAACCUAGACUAUAAAGGCAUCUUCUUACCUGGAUAUCGUCCUCCUCUCUUCCUGGAUCCUCUGCUGCCCAAACUACCAAGUUGCAAACUCAAUUUUAUUGACCACAUUGUGGGAAAUCAGCCGGAUGAUGAAAUGGUCCCAGUUGUAGACUGGUACCAAAAAACUCUGUUGUUUCAUCGUUUCUGGUCUGUGGAUGACAAACAGCUGCACACAGACUUCAGUGCGCUUCGCUCCAUUGUGGUCGCUAACUAUGAAGAGACCAUUAAGAUGCCUAUAAAUGAGCCUGCGUCAGGAAAGAGGAAAUCUCAGAUCCAGGAGUAUGUUGAAUAUUAUGGUGGUCCUGGAGUUCAGCACAUUGCUCUUAACACAUCUGACAUUAUCACUGCAAUCACCAACUUGAAAGAAAGGGGAAUGGAAUUCAUGUCUGUUCCAUCCAGCUAUUACCAGACACUAAGGGAAAAUCUGAAGACAGCUAAAAUACAAGUUACAGAAAAUAUUGACAUACUAGAGGAGCUGAAAAUUCUUGUGGAUUAUGAUGAAAACGGGUAUUUGCUACAGAUUUUUACAAAGCCAGUCCAAGACAGGCCGACACUAUUUCUUGAAGUCAUUCAACGUAAAAAUCACCAGGGCUUUGGAGCUGGCAAUUUUAAAUCCCUAUUUGAAGCUAUUGAACAGGACCAAGCAGCACGAGGAAACCUCACUGUUCUUACACCAAAUGGGGAGUUGGAAAGUCUAUAGGAACUAUACGCUAUAAGUUUACAGGAACACCUGCAUAACAUUUUACAUAAUAUAUUACUGAUUAUGUGGUACUUAAUUCUUACUUAUUCUAGGUCAAAAUUAUUUCUAUAGUCCGUUUUAUACCCAGGAUAUAAUCAAUGUAAAAUUUCUACAGUGAUCCUGUCCCUUUCAUGCAUGAAGAGGGAAGGGGGUAUAUACACUGGUCAGCUAUAACAAUAUGACCACCCACCUAAUAUUGAGUAGGCCCCUUUUUCCAUCGAGACAGACUCCACUAGACAUCUGAAAGUAUGCUGGCAGCAAACUGCCACUAGGAUAACAAUGCCUUUUUUCCAUAGUGCAUUUUGGUGCACACCCAGUCAUCCACAUGAUGUAAAAUAAAUCUUCUGCCAUUGCA
This is a messenger RNA of Rana temporaria (common frog), 1655 nucleotides long. It is a transcript of the gene HPD, whose product is annotated as 4-hydroxyphenylpyruvate dioxygenase. NCBI's taxonomy places the organism in Eukaryota, Metazoa, Chordata, Amphibia, Anura, Ranidae. The transcript has 14 exons. The record is from RefSeq and is a predicted model, not a curated record. Gene Ontology annotation, molecular function: 4-hydroxyphenylpyruvate dioxygenase activity. Bases 80 to 1261 code for a protein of 393 amino acids. Gene Ontology annotation, cellular component: endoplasmic reticulum membrane; Golgi membrane. Gene Ontology annotation, biological process: L-tyrosine catabolic process.